Molecule: messenger RNA, 784 nt
Organism: Limulus polyphemus (Atlantic horseshoe crab)
Lineage: Eukaryota; Metazoa; Arthropoda; Merostomata; Xiphosura; Limulidae
Exons: 5
Coding region: 107-670 (187 amino acids)
Source: RefSeq, a predicted model, not a curated record
AACAGUAAAAAGUCUAGAGUUUUGUGAAGAUUUGCCCACUUAAGAAAAGUUUACUCUAAAGCAAAGAAUUGGAGCUGUGAAUCUUCUUAGGAUUUGAGCAGUCAGCAUGGCUUGGUUACAUUUACCUGUCCUGCUUUUAUUUUUAUGUUGUGUGAAUUUAACGGCAGGUGGCGAAACAAAGUCUCCUCCUCAGAAAGUUGGACAACCGCUUCUCUGUGAAGGAUGUGUUGCUGUGUUAUUAGAGCUCCACAAGCAACUGAAAGACUCUUCAGGCCAUAAAAAGGCGGUAACAUCAAGUGUUAGAAACCUGUGUAAUGUAAACAAUUUUCUUGUUUACAAAUUUAGUCCACCCAAAAUGGUAAAAGCCUGUAAUUACGUGACUGAAACGUUUAAAACGGAACUUGAAGAAAGUUUAAAGAAGUUCUACAAGAAAUACAAGACAAAAGACAACAGAAAACUUCUGAUAGAGUUUUGUAAGGAAAAAACCAGUUCCUGUGAGGAUAUUCCAAACACAAAAGAACAGGUAACACCAGAAGGUCUAACUAUGGAAGAAGCCAACGAAGAACUCCAUAACCGUUUGUCCGAGAGCAAAACUAAGCCUAAUGAAGUAGACGUUGAAUCUAUGCCAAGUCCUGACGCGACAAAAACCGAAUCUAAAGACGAGCUUUGAAAUUUAACCUGAGAGAAUAAUGACAGAUUUGGUUUUCCACUACAGACUUUAAUGUUAUUUGUACAGUAUGGUAAUAGUAAUAAUAAAAUGUUCAACCUUUUCUUCUACCCGCUA